AUGACAGCAACUGCAGGAAUAGAAGACGAAGAGGAUCCAGAUGACGAAGAAUUGAAUAGCAAUAAUGCAAACAGUCCCUCUAAAAGAUCCGGUCGUCGUAAGAUAAAGAUUGAAUUUAUAGAAGACAAGACAAGAAGACAUAUAACCUUUUCAAAAAGAAAAGCUGGUAUCAUGAAGAAGGCUUACGAGCUAAGUACACUUACAGGAACGCAAGUCUUAUUGUUAGUGGUGUCUGAAACCGGACUUGUCUAUACAUUUACUACGCCUAAAUUACAACCAUUAGUGACUAAACCAGAGGGCAAAAAUUUGAUUCAAUCCUGUUUAAAUUCCUUCGAAGAAGAAGAUCAACAGCAACAUCAACAACAGCAGCAAAUCACGAAUAAUGACAGUAAUGAUGAUGAAAAUAGUUACCUUCCUUCAACAGUUGUAGGUUCGACUACAUCUCCUUCUAUGGUAAGUUUUUUUCUUUUCUUUCUUUUUUGA
Mycotypha africana is the source of this 483-nucleotide messenger RNA. RefSeq lists its product as uncharacterized. NCBI's taxonomy places the organism in Eukaryota, Fungi, Mucoromycota, Mucoromycetes, Mucorales, Mycotyphaceae. The transcript has 2 exons. Bases 1 to 483 code for a protein of 160 amino acids. The record is from RefSeq and is a predicted model, not a curated record. Gene Ontology annotation, biological process: positive regulation of transcription by RNA polymerase II. Gene Ontology annotation, molecular function: DNA-binding transcription factor activity, RNA polymerase II-specific; RNA polymerase II cis-regulatory region sequence-specific DNA binding; protein dimerization activity.